AUGCAUUUGAAACAACAAAAAGUCCAAAAAAUUAAGAAAAUAAAAUUGGAAAAGCUUGUUCAACCAAUCCAUAUAUAACAAAUAGUACUCAGAGGACCUACCCCUGCAGAAACUGAAUUAGCUACAAAAGCUACUUAACCGAUUAUAUGUAGAGGUAGAAAAGUUUGUAAAACGAAUGAAACUGAGGCGAAAUAGAGCAAGCACAUGGAGAGUGUCUUUAAAUCAUUAUUUGCGAUGUCAUAAACACUCAAAGUUAAGAGAUUCGAUAGAAAUCCUAUUAAUAAUCGGGCAAUGGGCUUAACGCAUGAGAUAAUGAAUGCACUGAUAUAUCAUAAAAAGAACUGCCCAAGUUUCGUCUGA
Stylonychia lemnae is the source of this 360-nucleotide messenger RNA. Lineage: Eukaryota; Ciliophora; Spirotrichea; Sporadotrichida; Oxytrichidae. The record is from the annotation of a GenBank genome assembly.